GCUGUAGUGAAAACACUUCCCCAAGGAGCUUUAGCCACGAGAAGCAGAAACAGCCUUUCCCACGGGCCCCACUUCAGAAGCCAACAGCCAUCAGAGAGCAGACCGGCAGUCAGUCUUGGGGACCACAGGAGGCACGUGUGCCCCUCGAGAUGCCCACCCCCACCCAUCUGGGCCACUCACCCCCCUGCUCCCGACUGCUGGCGCUGCUCCUUGUCCUCUCAGGAUCCUCUGAGCAGAGCAACAGGCAUGAGUGGCAGGUGCAGCAGCCCAAGGGCCCCGUGCUGGUGGCAGAAGGUGAGAUGCUCCUACUGAGGUGUACGUUAGUCGGCUCCUGCCUUGAUGACAUGAUAAAACGGGUCAAGGUGAGCAAUCAGGACCAGCAGGAAAUUUAUAACUUCAAACACAGCAUCUUCCCCGGGGUGAUGCCCCUGAUCCAGAGGACGUUGGAGCCACUUAAUUGUGACUAUUCCGUCUAUAUCCACAUUGUCACCAGGGAGCACGCUGGAACCUACCACUGUGUGAGGUUUGACGGCUUGAGUGAGCGCUCAGAAAAGAAGCUGGAUGAGGGCACCUCAGUGCUUAUGAAGGGAGCUGGGGACUCAGAGCCAGACCUCUGGAUCAUCCAGGCCCAGGAGCUGGUGCUGACGACCACCGGAGACACUGUCUUCCUGAACUGCACAGUGCUUGGAGAUGGUCCCCCCGGACCCAUCAGGUGGUUUUGGGGGGCUGGUCUGAGCUGGGAGGCCAUUUACAACUUUGAAGGCAUCUCCCACCCCAAAGUGACAGCAGUCUGGGCCUCCAACAGCGAUUUCAGCAUUCUUCUGCGAGGCGUCUCCACUGAGUAUGCAGGCACUUACUACUGCGUAAAGUUUCAGAGAAAACUCAACAGGCAAUACCUGUCCAUACAGGGCACCAGGCUGAGAGUGAAAGCAAAGCCCACUUCUCCCCAAGAGAGAGAGUUCAUCAAUGAACGUGCAGCCAGGAUAUUUCCAUCAGGCCUCCUGUCUAUGCUCAAACUUGUGGUCCUGGGGCUGAAGGCAGUGACCUUGGCUGCACUCCUGCUGGCCCUGGCUGUCCGCUGGAGGAGCUCUCAGCAAGAAGACUUCAAGACCCCAGGCCCAGCAGAGCUGUGCUCAUCUUAGCACGGGGCAUGGGGCAUGGGUAAGGGGCCAGCCCCAGAGUGGGUCCUCUGAGUUGGAGAGGGGCCAGGGCUCCCCAGCCAUUUCUCUGCCUCCAAUCCCAGCCUCCAGAUACCCCCAGGCCUCACGACGACCUCCAGGAUCCCUGCGCCUGUGUUCAGUUUGCCUAGUGAAGUUCCCCACUUGGCACCAUGCUCCCCUCUGGUGUGUCUUCUUCUCUUUGUCCUUCAAGGCCUUGCCCGGUCUCUCCUCAAGGCCUUUGCCCCUGCUGCAGCCCCUUCUGGCAUGCCUGCCCCCUUUCUCCGCAUCUCCACAUUUUCUUAUCCUUCAAGAUCCAAUUCAGAGUCCUUCCCAGAAGGUUUCCCUGAGCAUCUCUAAGCUCACCCAGCCAGACACCCUGUGUCCCUCCAUUUACAUCCUUCUCUCCCCCUUUCCUGCCUUCUCUCCUUCCCCACGGUGGCUGGCUCAGGUGUCUGUAGCAGUUAGAAUGCAGGUUUGGCCACUUCAACAAAACUCUUAAAUAACAGUGGCUUAACCCACAAGAAAAUUGAUUUCUCUAGUAAUAUCCAAGCGUAAGCAGACCAGGCAACAUGGGGACUCCCUGGUAUUGAGUCCCAGGAUUCCCAGAUCUUGUUGCUACCAGGUCCACAUCCCAGGCAGCAAGACCAAGAAAGAAGGCAGUGAAGGGCAGCGUGACCCUCGCCUUCAAGGGCACAGCUAGGAAUUUGCCCACAUCACCUCUAAUUGGCUGAAUGUGGUCACGUUGUCACACCUAGCUGCAAAGAAGGCUGGGAAAUGUAGUCUUUAGUCUGGCAACAAUGUGCCCAGCUGAAGUUUGUCACUAGAGAACCAGAUGGUAGAUAUCAGUAGAUAACCAGUGAUCUCCACUGCAGUGGCAUAGAGGCAGCCUCUUACCUGCUCUGUGCGAC
This is a messenger RNA of Ceratotherium simum simum (southern white rhinoceros), 2068 nucleotides long. It is a transcript of the gene SIRPB2, whose product is annotated as signal regulatory protein beta 2. The record is from RefSeq and is a predicted model, not a curated record. Lineage: Eukaryota; Metazoa; Chordata; Mammalia; Perissodactyla; Rhinocerotidae.